Molecule: messenger RNA, 1355 nt
Organism: Drosophila subobscura
Lineage: Eukaryota; Metazoa; Arthropoda; Insecta; Diptera; Drosophilidae
Product: carbonic anhydrase-like
Exons: 5
Coding region: 274-1188 (304 amino acids)
Cellular component (GO): cytoplasm
Molecular function (GO): carbonate dehydratase activity; zinc ion binding
Source: RefSeq, a predicted model, not a curated record
UCAUUCUGUGCCUGACCGCUGCGGGUUCUUUUCUUCGCCGCCCACCCCGAGGUUCCGUUAUAAAAGACGCGUGCCGUUCCACACUUUGAUGGAGUUCUCAUCGAGACCGCAAAGGUUCAGUGUCCUGCCUGGCAGCCUCUAAACAAAACAUUAAAAAAAAUAUAAUCCAAAAUAAUUCAAAGUGAAACUAAAAUAGCUGAAAGUGUGUCAUUGAAAGAGCAUUUAAAGUGAUAUUACUGCAAUAAUAUUUUAAACAAUCCAAAACCAGGGAAAAUGCACAUCGUUACCUUCUCUAUACUGGUUUGCUGCUCGCUGGGCCUGAGCUGGGCCAACGACUGGUCCUAUCCGGACUUGGAAAACAAUAAGGAUGCGCCAUUUCCCAGUUGGGGCGGUCUGUGCGACAGUGGCAAGAGACAGAGUCCCAUCAAUCUGGAGGCCAAGUGGGCACUCAGGGGCAAGUUUGAUGAGCUAAAGUUCGAGAACUACGACGAUGAGCAGAAAAAUCUGGAAAUGGUCAACAAUGGGCAUUCAGUACAAAUCGAUGACUUUGAUGAUGAGCUGGUGCUGCAAGGUGGCGGCCUGGGGCAUGAGUACGAGUUGGAGCAAAUCCACUUGCAUUGGUGGUCGGAGCACACCAUCAACAGCGUGCGCUACCCACUGGAAGUGCACAUGGUGCACCGCAACAGGCUGUAUCCCAACAUGACGAUGGCCACCAGCUUUAAGGAUGGCAUCGUGGUCGUCGGUGUGCUCUUUCACGUUUCCAACACGCCCAACGAGGCCAUUGCCAGCAUCAUCAAGAACCUGGAGGAUGUGCAGGCCUACAGUCGCUUGAACAAGCCCGUGACGGUGGCCAAUUCCAUGGCGGUGGGCGAUCUAAUGCCACAGACUCUGGGCAACUACUACACCUAUGCUGGCUCCCUGACCACGCCCUCGUGUGCCGAGUCGGUCAUUUGGAUUGUGCUCACCGAGACGCUGCCCGUGACACUGGAGCAGGUCGAUGAGUUCAAGAAGAUCGAGUACUCAAGCGGCAAGCAGCUGCGCAACAAUUACAGAUUCCUGCAGGCCGUUAACAAUCGAGUUGUGGUGCUGGUCGAGUCCGAUCAUCGUUCAGGCGGCGCAGCCGGACGCACGGCAUCUUUCGGCCUCAUCCUGCUGCUCGCAAUGGCGGCACAGAAGCUGCUCCUGUAGAUGCAGCCUGGAGCUGAGUGCUGAGAGAUGAGUGAUGAUGCGGAGCAGCAGCCAUAGACAUACUCGUACCAAAGAAUGCACUGAGGACACUCCUCGGUGUAGCUACAACGAAUUUCUUGUAAAGUUAUCCAUGACAGGGAGAAGAUGCAGGGAGAGACGCAGCAGCU